AUGCGAUGGUUCUAUUUAUUACUCAUGAUGAGUUCAUCAGCGUACACUUUGAAAUUUCCCUGUGGUCCCAGUUUCACUCCAUGUGAAAGAAAAGCAUUCGGAGUGAAGAAUUUGGAAGAAGAAUCCGAAAAACAAAGCUUAUUCUACACCGAAAAACAAGCGGAGGCGAAGAAAGAAGUUACCAAAUUGAUGAGCCACGACCAAAUUCUAUUAGCUGCUCGCCAAGCUAAGGAUUAUAUCGAAAAAAUAUUUAAUCAAACAGAAAAGCAACUUCAAAGGACCACAAAAGAGAACUCCUUCACCUCAGGUGAACUUGCGUGGUCCCAUUACAACAGAGGAGAUCGUUAUACGAAAUAUCUCUCAUUUUCCGCACUAAUCUCUGUCGAAGCAACACGGAAACUUUCCAAAUCCUUCUGUGCUGGAACAACCUCUUCAAAGACAUUCGGUACUCAUUACAGACUUCUUCCUUCACGUAUCCUUGAUGCUUUUUCCUUAGUUCCUCUGGAUGGGUCGGUGAUUCAAAGUCAUUGCCCGGUCAGCACGAUCGAAGAGUGCAUCGCUGGGAAGUACAGAACUUACUCCGGUCACUGUAACAAUGUGAAUCAUCCACAGUAUGGCGCAAUCUAUGAGCCACUGCGAAGGCUGCUUCCGCCGGACUAUGAGGACAAAAUAUCCACUCCUCGCUCUUCGAAAACCAACUCUCCACUUCCUUCCGCCACAGAAGUCGCCGCACUUUUCACGCCGGCACCACGAGGACAUGCUUCCUGUUCAAUGGUUCUCGCUCAAUGGGCCUCAUUUAUCUACGAUGACAUGGCACAUGUUGCGAGUAGUCGUCUAGUGAAAGAAGGUUUCUUCACCACCUCGAAAUAUUUGCCACUGCCUUGUUGUGAUCCUUUGACUGAUCAUCCCGAAUGUUUCCCAAUAAGAACCAAGGACGGAAAGUGUGUGACUUAUUCGCGCUCAAUGCCAACUCCCAAAGAAAAUUGCUCGCUGGGCUAUCGUGAGCAAGGAAAUAUGGUUAGCGGCUAUCUUGAUGCUAGUCAAAUUUAUGGUUCAACUCAGGAAAUCGUCAACAAAAUGCGAUCUUUCAAAGAUGGUCAGCUUUCGCUUCGAACCUUGUCUGCGUCGCACAACGGCUUACCGCAAGCGGAUGACGAUGAGGACUGUAGAAGCGUUUCGCCUACUUCUCAGCAAUGCCUUCUGGCUGGCAGUCAGAGGAUCAAUUUCCUGCCAUCCAACUCGGUGAUGUACACGAUGUGGAUGAGGCAGCACAACUUUGUGGCUGAGAAACUGAAGGAAGUGAAUCCCACAUGGAACGAUGAAAAACUGUUUCAAGAAGCUCGAAGAAUUGUGAUUGCUCAAAUUCAACACAUCACUUAUAACGAAUUUAUUCCUGUAAUUAUUGGCAAGGAGAAUUUGAAGAGAAACUCGUUAGAUCUCCAAGUGAAUGGAUACGAUAGCCGUUACGACAUGAAUAUCGAUGGAUCAACGCUAAAUAUGUUUGCAUCGGUUGUCGGACAGUUCUUCCUAACUCUACUCCCAGAUCAAAUAACAAUUACGGACACAUUUGGAAACAACAAACGGACUGAACCUCUGGGAAAGGUCUUCUACGAUCCUUCCUUCAUCUAUCAACGAAAUCGUUUUGAUGCUGUCUUGCGAUUUCUUACGCGGUCACCGAUAAUGAAACCGGGCUUGCACAUUACGCCUGAGCUUAAGAAUGCUUUCAGAAAAGGAACAUUCGACCAGGGUAUUGAUAUGGCAGCUUAUAUUGUGCAGAUGGGAAGGGAUCAUGGAAUCCCUGGCUAUUUGCAAUUUAGAAGGCACUGCAACUUAGACAACGCUAAGUCUUUCGCAUCUAUGUCCACUAAGUUCCUUCCAUCUGUGAAUGCGUCGAUGUUUGAACAACUCUACGAGUCACCUGAAGAUGUAGACUUGAUAGUAGGAGGGCUUGCGGAAGCUCCACUGCCUGGCGCACUUCUCGGCCCAACACUUUCCUGUUUAUUCGCACAGCAGAUGGAGAAGACUAAACGAGGUGAUCGGUUCUGGUACGAAAACUUCUUCUAUCCUUCUUCUUUCUCACCUGCUCAACUCGAUGAAAUUCGAAAAACAACAUUAGCGCGUGUGAUCUGCGAUACUUCUGAUGAUAUCCGCUUCAUACAACACAAUGUGUUUGCUCUUCAAGACGAUUAUGGAAACUGUCCAGUAAGCUGCAGCUCCUCAAUCAUCGAUUCAGUCAACUUCUCCGCUUGGAAGGAUGAGGAACCUAAGCGUACAUUACCAAUCACUAAAGCCACUGUAGAAAAAGCUAUUCGGCUGGGAAUCGAACAAUAUAACAGGCUUCAAGAAGCAGAAGGACGGAGAAUCCGAGCACUCGGGCCACCUCCUAAUAAAAAUUCCCAAUCUGCAAUUUUCUCGCAUGCAUCCUUAAUGGCUCCUAAGCGGGAAUCACUUGAUAUUGCUAGAACGGCCGGAGUGUUGAGGGAAGCCACAAGAGUCUUAGUGUUUGGCACGGGCCUAGACGAAAGCGAAAAGAUACCUGAAGGAUUGGAUGUUGCUACUCUUCAGCAGCUCCUUCCGGAUAUUGAAGUGGAAAAGAUCGUGGGAAACUUCACACCGUUCCUAGGUCGUGAACCUCUUCCAAAGGAGCAAUGUUUGCCACAACUGCUUCCAUGCGACCAUACUGCAAAAUACAGGACUUAUUCUGGCUGGUGCAAUAAUCUCCAAUUUCCAAAAUAUGGCAACGCUUUCACCGGAAUGCGACGACUUUUGGAUCCUGCAUAUGGCGACGGCUUCGAUGCUCCACGAACAAGAGCUCGAUCAGGAUUCGAUUUGCCUUCUGCAAGGGCUAUUAGCAACUCCGUACAUCAGGAUUCACCUGAAUUCCACGUAAAAUUCACUCAUAUGCUGAUGCAGUUCGGUCAGAUUCUCGAUCAUGACAUGAUGCAUUCGCCAAUCGCACGAGGACCAAACAACACCAUUUUAAACUGCUCUUCAUGUGAUUCGCACGAAAUGCUCUCUAUUCAUUGCUUCCCCAUCAAGAUAGGGAAAGAUGAUCCGUUCUUUCCUGCUACGCAUAGCGAUGGUCGUCCACGCUGCAUGCCUUUUGCAAGGAGUCUGCUUGGUCAGCUUACACUAGGAUACAGAAAUCAGCUAAACCAGCUCACAUCAUUUCUGGAUCUAUCGUCAGUCUAUGGAUCAACUGAUUGCGAGGCAAACCAGCUUCGCUUGUUCAGUCAAGGGAAACUUAACUACACUGAUCUAGGGUUCAAUAAGGAAGCUCUACCACAGGGAAAUCAGGAAAGAGAUUGUCGAUCAACACUUAGUUCGAGAGAGAAGAGAUGUUUUGUGGCCGGUGAUGAGCGCAGCAAUGAGCAACCUGGUCUCACAGUCAUUCAUACGAUUUUACUGAGGGAACACAAUAGAAUUGCCUCGGAACUACGCAGAGUGAACAAUUUCUGGACCGACGAACAGCUUUACCAAGAAGCGCGAAGAAUUAACGUUGCUAAGAUCCAGCAUGUAAUUUUCAAAGAAUGGCUUCCUGUUGUGUUGGGAUGUGAGGCGAUGUCCAAAUAUGAUCUUAUGCCAAAGAAAAGUGGCUAUUUCACAGGAUAUGAUCCACAUUGCGAUCCUGCAAUUUCACAAGAAAUGUCAACAUCUGCAUUCCGAUUUGGGCAUACAUUAAUUCGAUCGAAGUUCCCUCGUAUGAAUGAUAUAUUUAAAAAUAUGACUGACGCAAUUGAGCUGAAGGAUCAUUUCGGAAAUCCUUCUCCUCUUUACGAUCAUAAAGUCGGACACAUGGAAUCAAUGCUAAUGGGACUUGUGGGAGCUGAAAGCAUGGCAUUCGACCGUCAUAUCACUGAUGCUGUACGGAAUCAUCUUUUUGCGAAACCAGGUGGACCGUUGACCGGAAUUGACUUACCGGCCGUCAAUAUCCAACGCGGAAGAGAUCAUGGAGUGCAGCCUUACAAUGAGUACAGAGGAAUUUGUGGCCUAAGACGUGCUCGAACAUUCGAUGAUCUACGAUCUACAAUGGAUGACUCUGCAAUUGAUGCCCUUAAGAAAGUGUACGACAGCGUUGAUGACAUCGACCUAUUUCCUGGAAUUAUGAGCGAGCGUCCUAUAAAAGGAGCUCUAGUUGGACCUUCAUUAGCCUGUAUUAUCGGAGAACAGAUGCAACGAUUGAAGAAAUGUGACCGAUUCUACUAUGAAAACGAUGUACAAGCUGUAAAGUUCACUCCAGAUCAACUGGCAGAAAUUCGGAAGACUACAUUUGCAAAGAUAAUUUGCUCUAAUAGUCAAUAUGCUCGGAAAAUACAACCAAAUGUCUUCCUUAUGGCAGAUGAAUUGACGAAUGCACCAGCAUCCUGCUCAGAGCUUCCUGACACGAACUUUUUCGAAUGGCUCGAUAGAGAUUACUGCCUUAUAGAUCAUCGUGUAAUAAAUCUUGGUAGGACAAAACGUAUCACUCCGUGUGUUGCGUGUACAUGCACUAAGGAAGGCCCCGAAUGUCAUUCAAUCACAGUUGAUCGUUGUGAGCGCCUCUUCGACGAUUAUCUCAUCUCAGACAUUGCCAAAGAUCCAGUUUGUGUGAUUCAAUGUGCCCGAAUUAUCAAAGAUAAAUUCAAUGGAAGUGAAAAGAGUUGA
This is a messenger RNA of Necator americanus (New World hookworm), 4644 nucleotides long. RefSeq lists its product as uncharacterized. The record is from RefSeq and is a predicted model, not a curated record. Bases 1 to 4644 code for a protein of 1547 amino acids. Gene Ontology annotation, molecular function: heme binding; peroxidase activity. The transcript is spliced from 41 exons. Lineage: Eukaryota; Metazoa; Nematoda; Chromadorea; Rhabditida; Ancylostomatidae. Gene Ontology annotation, biological process: response to oxidative stress.